Pimephales promelas (fathead minnow) is the source of this 1725-nucleotide messenger RNA. It is a transcript of the gene tcea2, whose product is annotated as transcription elongation factor A (SII), 2. The record is from RefSeq and is a predicted model, not a curated record. Gene Ontology annotation, cellular component: nucleus. Gene Ontology annotation, molecular function: nucleic acid binding; zinc ion binding. Gene Ontology annotation, biological process: DNA-templated transcription; transcription elongation by RNA polymerase II. NCBI's taxonomy places the organism in Eukaryota, Metazoa, Chordata, Actinopteri, Cypriniformes, Leuciscidae.
CGCUCGCGAAUCAGUCAUCGCUAAACAACAGACGAGAGCGAGAGAAAGGCAGUGGAUUCCUCUCAUACUGCCACUAAAAGAGACACACACACACACAGAGAGACGGGCGCAUUUUCACACAUAAAUGGAGACACGUCCAUCGGGCGCCAUCAAACGGCCCUAAACCUGUAAACAUGGCGAAGGACCAAGAAGUGGAGCGCAUCGCCAAGAAGCUGGACAAAAUGGUGCACAAGAAAAACACUGAUGGUGCUAUUGACCUGCUUCGGGAGCUGAAGAACAUGAAGAUGUCUUUAGAGACCCUACAGUCGACACGGAUCGGGAUGUCAGUGAAUGCAGUGCGGAAGCAGAGCUCGGAAGAGGAGGUGCAGACACUGGCCAAAUCACUCAUCAAGACCUGGAAGAAACUGCUGGAUGGUUCUGAGGCUAAAUCAGAGGAAAAGAAAAAAGGUGGAUCUCCUCUCCAGUCCUCGUCUUCUAAAGACUGUCCUGGAUCCAGUGACUCCAGUGGCAAACAAGAGACGCCAAAAACUCCCACCACCCCAGUGACCCCAAAAUUCACCUCCUUUCCCCCUGCACCCGUCACGACAGACAGCGUGCGCACUAAGUGCCGAGAGCUGCUGGUGGCGGCCCUACAGACUGAUGGUGAUCACCAGACAAUCGGAGCAGACUGUGAACACCUGGCUGCGCAGAUUGAAGAUUGUAUCUACCAGGAGUUUAAAUCCACUGACAUAAAGUACAAGACCAGACUGAGGAGUCGCAUUUCCAACCUCAAGGACCAGAAAAACCCAGACUUACGCCGGAACGUCUUGUGUGGCAACAUCUCGCCUGACCGCAUCGCCAGUAUGACAGCAGAGGAGAUGGCAAGCGCAGAGCUGAAAGAGAUCAGGAAAGCGCUGACCAAGGAGUCCAUUCGAGAGCAUCAGCUCUCCAAAGUGGGCGGCACGGAGACUGACAUGUUCAUCUGUGGAAAAUGCAGGGGCAAGAACUGCACUUACACUCAGGUCCAGACACGCAGUGCAGAUGAACCCAUGACCACCUUCGUGCUGUGCAACGAGUGUGGAAACCGGUGGAAGUUUUGCUAAAGACUAAAGUGAGCAGGAUUCUUCAUAUGAAGAGAUGACCUGAAUUCAUAGUGAAAGGAACUGUUUUUUUUUUUUCUUUUCAGAAAAAAAAAAAUCUGACGUCUUUUUUUGAUACAUUCAUUUUCAUAGCUUUGUAAUAUAUGAGUGUUGCAACUUCAAAAACCUGCUCUGUAUUAUUUUUUUUUAUUUUUUUUACUGGUGUAAUGUCAUUGCCUUUCAUGCACUGCCGAUAACUUAGACUCAGUAAGUCAGCUGGCUUGUUCAUUCUUGCUUUGCCUUUUGAUAUAGCGCUUGUGCCUUUUUUUCUGAGUGCCAAGUAAUUGCUGAAAGAAUUUGUACCCAUUCCUACAGAUUUUUUUGUUUGUUUAUUUGUUUUUGAAUGUGUGCUUUUCAUAUGUAUAUGCAGUUUAUGCACUUAGCAGAUGAUUUAUUUAACCAAAUUUUGAAAGGUCGAUUGCUUUUCCAGAGUUUAGGGAGUCUUAAAGGAUUACGGUUAAUAUUUGAGUCUUAAUGUAGGUGGUAGUUUGCUUCUUGUAGACAGCCAGACAAAGAGAAAAAACAGAAAGUAGUACAUGAUUGAAGGUUCAUAUGUAUUAUAUGAAUGUGACUGUUUUGCCUCCAGUAAAUUUGACUAGAAAUAUUU